AUGAGCGAGCGGUCGAAGCAGUGGCUGGCGUACGACAGAGAACACGGGACGCUGUGGGGUCGGGACUGGGCGUACUACCGUUUGCUGCAGCAGCGGCUGCCGGCUUCGAUCUCGCUGCAGCAAGCAGCAGCAGCAGCACGGCGCGCGCCCGCGGAGCUGCUGCAGCAGCGCAGAACCCUCAGCAGCAUCAAACUUCGAGAAGACCUUUCUUGUCCCAUUUGCAUGUCCAUUUUAGAUCACACUGUUGUCGUCAAGACUUGCCUCCACCGCUUCUGCGCAGAGUGCAUCGAGAAGUGCGUCCGCAUUGGCAUUCGGGAGUGCCCCCAGUGUCGUUCCCACGUGGCCUCGCGCCGCAGUCUGCGCCCCGACGGCGCGCUGGACAGAGUUGUGCGUCGUAUAUUUCCUUCUUUGAAAGCUUUUGAAGAGAAGCACCAUGUGCUGCUGGCGCGGGCGAACCAGCGGUUGAAUUCGAGUCAAGGAGCAGCAGCAGAGCACGCUGCUGCUGCUGCUGCGGCCGCAGCAGCAGCAGCCGGCGCGCCCAGCGCCAGCGGAAGUCCCGCGCCAGACGCCCUCGCUGCAGCAGACCCCGCUGCUGCAAACAAACGCAGCUUAGCGGCAGCUGCGGAGCUGCAGCAGCAGCCCUACAAGAAGCUUGCAGCGACUCCCAGCAGCAGCAGCAGCAAACUGUAUCCCGGACUGUUCCCCCGCGCGCCAACCCCUGCCGCUUUCAUCGACGCCUCGGGCCAGCCGGUGCCGCGGCAGCAGCAGCAGCAAGGGAGGGCCUCAGGUUCAGCUGCUGAAGCAUCAACAGGCAGCAGCAGCAGCAGGUAUCUCACCAUGGCCAUGCAGGCGGUGCUGCCGCCCCUGGAGAAGAAGCGGAUGCGGCGAGAGCUGUCUGUGCUGCUGCGGAAACAGCAGGUUGCAGCAGCAGCAGCAGCAGCAGCAGGAACUGCGGCGGCGGACGCGAACCCAGAAGCAGCAGCACCGAUGAAGCUGCGCUUUGAGCUAAUCCCCGACCCGCUGCUGCCGCAGCUGCCGCUGCUGCAGCAAAACAAAUUCUCCACUGAAGGCCACAGCACAGUUUUGCAGCUGUGUCGCUUCAUUGCUGCGCGCCUCAACCGCCAGCUGCAGCAGCAGCAGCAGCAGCAGCAGCAGCAAAUCGGGGAGCUGCGGCUCUACACCAAAGAACACCGCGUCCCCUUCGGCCCCAAUGUAACUCUUGCUGCUCUCCACCAGCUCUCUUUGGCUUACCCCACGGAGUCUCUUGUGGUGUACUACACAACAAGAAACUAUGGAGAUGAGGGCGGCGGUGCAUUGAGUGGCAUUCGUGGACACCUGACUGAGGUAUCUUUGCUGCUGCCUGCUGAAAGCGCAGCAGCGAGCCGCGCUCAUUCGCAGCAGCAGCAGCAGCAGCAGCACGGCGGGGGGCGUGGAGGGGCCCUACAGGAAAGGGCCUCAAGCACUCCACCGGGAAGCUCUGCUGGUGGAGGCCCCCGCCCUGCUGCUGCUGUUGCUGCUGCUGCAGCCUCCCCUCGAGGUGCCAGCAGCGGCAAAAGUGCACACAGUUACUCCAGGUCCGCAGCAGCUGCAACGACAGCUGCAGCCACCUCCGCUGCUGCUGCAGCACGAGAAGCAGCAGCAGCAACAAUGCCCCCAAUAGCGGGGGCUCCCUCUGGGACCCCACUCAGGGGCGUGGGGACCUCACCAGCAACAGCAGCAGCGGGAUCAGCAGCAGCAUCAGCUGCAGCACCCCAAAGGACACUUGCGGCUACUGGGAUGCACACUAGCGCGACAUCGGCUGCGCGGCGCGUUCCCGCUGCAGCAGCAAGGACGGCAGUAAUAGCAGCAACAGCGUCAGCAGCAGCAGCAGCAGGGAGGAUGCAUGUGGCUCCAGCUGCUGCUGGCUCUCCAGCAGCAGCUGCAGCGGGAGCUGCGCAGCUCGGACGGCCGGCUGCUGCUGCUGCAGUGAGUCCAGCGGGUGUCCUUGCUUCUCUUCCCGCAGCAACAGCAACAGUAGCAGCAACUGCAGCAGCAGUGUCACUGCAGCAGCUGCCGGGAGUCAGUGCUGCAGCAGGGCCCCAGUGGCAAGGGGCCCUCCAGGGGCCCCUCAACACCCUAGGGAAGCCGCAGCUGGCAGGGGGGCCCCCCUCGCUGCAGCCAGCCAGUGGGGGCGGCCCGUGGCGGCCUGCUGCGCCGGGGCGUUAG
Molecule: messenger RNA, 2205 nt
Organism: Eimeria tenella
Lineage: Eukaryota; Apicomplexa; Conoidasida; Eucoccidiorida; Eimeriidae
Product: zinc finger (C3HC4 RING finger) protein, putative
Exons: 3
Coding region: 1-2205 (734 amino acids)
Cellular component (GO): PcG protein complex; ubiquitin ligase complex
Molecular function (GO): chromatin binding; ubiquitin protein ligase activity
Source: RefSeq, a predicted model, not a curated record